UUAUYUGACGGAGAAGCGACAGUGCUGUUUAGRCUACGUUUAAAAGGGAAAGCUGCAGAGUGGUUUCACUCGAGARCGGAAUAUGCUGACAUGACGAACGAGGAACUGCUAUAUGAAAUAAGGAAGAUGUUUCGACAUCUCCCUUCUUGUGUCGAUAGGAAAAGGGAGUUUAUGCGACGACAGUGGAAGCAUGGUGAACGCUUCAGUGAAUAUUUCCAUGAUAAGGUGAUCCUGGGGAACUGUGCGUCCGUCAGUGAGGAAGAACUGAUCGAAUAUCUGAUCGACGGAAUCCCUGACACGACCUUGCAGAACACGGCGAGGAUCAGGGGAUUCCGAGACAGAUCCGAACUUUUUUCUGCAUUUGAGAAGAUACAGCUGCCGACGGGGCCCGAGGCUAACCGGGCACGGAGGAGACCGGAAGAAGUCGAAGGAGAGUCAACAUGGCGCAGACCUAUGGAAAUGGUGGGGCAGCAAAGACCGGGUGGACAACAACGAAUCUUCGACAGCUGUCACAAUUGCGGAGAGAGAGGACAUCGAGCGGCAUUCUGUCCGUCGAGGGAGAAGGGCACGAGAUGUUACAGCUGCCAGGGUUUCGGUCACAUUUCUGCUGGAUGUCCUAAAAGGGCACCAUCGGUGACGAUGGUUCGGGUCGGUGAGGAUUCCUCGGCAGAUAAACAAUAUGUGAAAAAGGUUGUUACGAUAAACAAUGCGGAAAUUCCUGCGCURAUAGAUACGGGCAGCCAGAUCACGUUAAUAAGGGAAAGCGCCUACGCUGAUAUUGGAGCUCCGCGAAUAAUAAACGAACGCGUCAGUUUCAGGGG
This is a messenger RNA of Polistes dominula (European paper wasp), 821 nucleotides long. RefSeq lists its product as uncharacterized. The record is from RefSeq and is a predicted model, not a curated record. NCBI's taxonomy places the organism in Eukaryota, Metazoa, Arthropoda, Insecta, Hymenoptera, Vespidae.